AUGCAGAUGAAGCUUCUCUGCUGCACCCUUCAGAACCUUCAACUUAAGAUGUACUUUUUGAUAAAAGCUCUAAGGUUUCAUGAAGUAAUGCUGCUGAUGAAGCACUCUGCUGCACCCUUUAAAACCUUCAACUUAAGAUGUUGGCUUAUAGAUAUACUUGAGGCCUACCUAGCGCUAAGGUUCUUAAUUGGAUUUCCUUCCUUAUGUGUUCUUCUGAUCAUUAAAUUUCGAACAAGGCAUUUGUCAAUGUUUGGCCCAAUAGAAAGAUUCCUGCAAAGUAACAAAAAUCUCACAACAAUUCGAUAUUCCUACUCAGACGUAAGAAAAAUGACAAGAGGUUUUCGUGAGAAACUAGGCGAAGGGGGUUAUGGUUCGGUUUACAAAGGGAAACUUCGAAGCGGCCAUGAUGUAGCCGUCAAACUACUCAACAAGACUAGAGCAAAUGGGCAAGAAUUCAUCAAUGAAGUUGCAACGAUUGGAAGGAUCCAUCAUGUCAAUGUGGUUAAACUUGUCGGAUAUUGUGCAGAAAGAUCCAAACGCGCCCUUGUCUACGACUUCAUGCCUAACGGCUCCCUCGAGAAGUACUUAUUUAGUAAAGAGACGAGUACAUCUCUUAGCUUGGCGAGGAAGUUUGAGAUUGCAGUUGGAGUUGCUCGUGGAAUUGAAUAUUUGCACAUAGGAUGUAACAUCCAAAUCCUACAUUUUGACAUAAAGCCUGACAACAUACUUCUAGAUGAUAAUUUCACACCCAAAAUCUCUGAUUUUGGACUCGCAAAGUCUUAUUCAAUAGAGAAUACCACGUUGACUCUCACUGCAGUUAGGGGAACAGUAGGGUAUGUGGCUCCUGAACUGAUGAAUAGAAGCAUUGGCAGUGUGUCUUGCAGGGCUGAUGUUUAUAGCUUUGGAAUGCUGUUGAUGGAAAUGUUGGGCCUAAACAGAGGUACGGGGCCUACUAAUGACAACAAAUCGAGCCAAUAUUUCCCAUAUUGGAUUUAUGAUCACUUGAAUGAAGGCAACGACAUCGAAAUUGGAAAUGCCGACAAAAAUGACUAUGAUGAUGACGAUGAGGACGACAAUGCAAGAAAAAUGAGGAGAAAGAUGACAAUAGUUGGGUUGUGGUGCAUACAAAUGAGGCCAAGUGAUCGUCCGUCAAUGAGUGAUGUUUUAAAAAUGCUCCAAGGGGAAAUCGGAAAUUUGCAAAUUCCUCCUCAGCCUUCCCAAUCACCUGAUAUUGAAUACUUCAACGAUCGAAAUUGGGAGACUGAGUCAACUGGUUCCAUUGCCUUGUUGUAUAAUGAUUCUUUAACUGGUCAUUGA
Messenger RNA from Erythranthe guttata (spotted monkey flower), 1317 nucleotides. The record is from RefSeq and is a predicted model, not a curated record. Lineage: Eukaryota; Viridiplantae; Streptophyta; Magnoliopsida; Lamiales; Phrymaceae.